Salvelinus sp. IW2-2015 is the source of this 1072-nucleotide messenger RNA. Its product is annotated as CD209 antigen-like protein C. The coding region runs from base 56 to 931 and encodes 291 amino acids. The record is from RefSeq and is a predicted model, not a curated record. The transcript has a single exon. Lineage: Eukaryota; Metazoa; Chordata; Actinopteri; Salmoniformes; Salmonidae.
ACUAGAGUACAGAGUCUGUCAGGUACAAUCCCAGAAACUGUUUUUGACAAUUGUGAUGUCUAAUGAAAUCUAUGCCAAUGUAGAGUUUGAUAAUGACAAUGUUGAGGAUCUUUAUACCAAUUAUGAGAUCAUCAAUUCUCAUGACUCCAGAAGCAAGACAAAGGACGUCUCCACAAAGAGUAGACCACUGGCUACGAACCCAGGUACUGAGAGCUCAGAGAGGAGAUCCACCAGAGAUGCUGCAGUGUGUCUGGGGCUGCUGUGUGUUCUCCUACUGUCUGGGAUCAUAGGCUUGUUUGUCUAUUAUAAUGGAGUGAUGGGCAGUUCUGAAGAGAACAUCUUAGUUUAUAAAACCAACUCCUCAGCUGAACAAAACCAGUUGCAGACCAGGUACAACUCCAUGACUAAAGACAGGGACCAGCUCUGGGUUGAGAGAGCCGAGUUCCAGACCAGGUACAACUCCAUGACUAAAGACAGGGACCAGCUCCAGGUUGAAAGAGACGAUCUUCAAGCAAAGCUCUCGGUGGUAGUACAAGACACACAACAGGGAUGGAGGUAUUACAAGUCCAGUUUUUACUUGACCUCUACUGAGAAGAAAACCUGGGAGGGGAGCAGAGAGGACUGUCUGAGUAGAGGAGCAGAUCUGGUGGUAAUAAACAGCAGAGAGGAAUAUGUAUUUAUCCAUGGAUUGAAUAAGGAGACGUUCUGGAUUGGUCUGACUGACCGAGUUGAAGAGGGGAUCUGGAAGUGGGUGGACAGCACAGCACUGACCACAGGGUACUGGGGCAAGGAACAGCCUAAUAAUCAGAACGGAAUGGAGGAGGAUUGUGCUGCGCGAUGGUCCGAUCUUUCUACCACAGACAACGGCUGGCAUGAUGCACCGUGCAACGAAUUGCACUUUUGGAUAUGUGAGAAAACUGCAUUCCUGUAACUGAACUGUAACCAAAAUAGCUAAUACAGCAAAUUAUGCCUCUGUCACAUUUAUUUCCAGUUUAACAUACCAGUGCUUAAGUUUUCCUUUUCAUUUAGAACGAUUUUCUAAGUUGUAUGUAUUUGGUAACACUUAAAUAUC